CCGCCGGGAAGAUGGCGGCUGCCGGCAGGGCCUGGCGGGCCGUCCUGCUGCUGCCGCCCUGGCGGGCCCCGCGCCGGGCUUUCGGCGCUGCUGCCGCUCCCGCCGCGGCGGGCGGCGGGGCCCGGCUGCUGCUGGGCGCGGCGCUGGCGCUGGGCGGCGGCGCGGGGCUCUGCCUGGCGGCGCGGCACGGCCUGCGGGAGCACUCGGCCGCUGAGCUGCCUGCAGGGAGCCUGCAGCUCACUCUCUACCAGUACAAAACGUGUCCUUUCUGCAGCAAAGUCCGAGCUUUUCUUGAUUAUCAUGGACUACCCUAUGAAAUUGUGGAAGUGAACCCAAUAAUGAGGAAAGAGAUAAAAUUUUCUUCCUACAGAAAGGUGCCUAUCCUGCUAGCCAAUGCUGGAAGCCCUCUGCAAUUGAAUGACUCUUCCGUAAUCAUCAGUGCAAUAAAGACCUAUCUCAUUUCCAAGAGGAAUAGCUUAGAAGAGAUCGUGUCCUUUUAUCCUCCUCUGAAAACUGUAACUGAGCAAGGCAAAGAGGUGUUUGAGUAUGGGAAUAAAUACUGGCUGAUGCUGGAUGAGAAGGAGACAAAGCGAGUCUACCCUGUCAAAGAAGUGAGAGUGGAAGAAAUGAAGUGGAGAAAAUGGGCAGAUGAUUGGCUUGUUCACCUCAUCUCCCCCAACGUUUACCGUACCCCCAGAGAAGCCUUGGCAUCCUUUGAUUACAUCGUCCGUGAGGGGAAGUUUGGCACCCUGGAAGGUUUAUUUGCCAAGUACAUUGGGGCUGUUGCCAUGUUCUUCAUUAGCAAGAGGCUGAAGAAAAGACAUCACCUUCAGGACGACGUCCGAGAAGACUUGUAUGAAGCAGUUAAUGAGUGGGUAAAAGCUGUUGGCAAACAUCGACUGUUCAUGGGUGGAAACCAGCCAAACCUUGCUGACUUGGCAGUGUACGGGGUCCUCCGAGUCAUGGAAGGGCUGGAAGCCUUUGAUGACAUGAUGGUUCACACCAAGAUUCAGCCUUGGUACCAGCGCAUGGAAGAAGUAAUUCAGAAAGCUGAAGUUGCAGUCUGAUGCCAGCUGCCUUCCUGAAGUACUUGCAUGGUAAAACACUUCAGAAGGAAUGGAAUUUAUUUUUUAAGAAUUGAAAUGGACUGGUCACAGCUAAUGGACUGACAUGGAGGCACAGAGACUGUCCUGUUUAGAGUAUCAAGUGUUGGUGAGCAGAAGGGAUGCAGCUGGGUGUGUGUUUGAACGCGGUGUUUAGUCUGGGGAUAGGAACUUGGAGACUGCUGGAGAGAAGCUCUGAAGAAUGCAGUAAAUGGGCUGCUGUUAGGAGAGAGCCCCUCUUGCUUGAAGCAGGUUCCUGUGACAGAAAGCUGCUUGUGGCUGGUGUUACAGCCACAUCAGGGUAGCUCUGAGCAGCUUUUGCUUCAGGCUCUCUUCCACUACUCACCCUUUCCACCUGAAGUGUUUUCCUGUCUGAGACACUGGAUGCUAGUCUUUAAAUUACCGUUUUCCCUGCAAUAGAAUCAUGUAAGCCUAGUGCUGAGGGAACAGGAGGAAUCCACAGGCAUCCUUCCUGUGACUGAAGCAGUGCUGCCCACGGCAGGUUGCACGGUUUGACUCUCCCAUGUAAACGGUUCUUUCAGUCCUGAACGGUCUGCAAGGAUAAAAGCUUCCUGCUUUCUGUG
Messenger RNA from Apus apus (common swift), 1687 nucleotides. RefSeq names its product prostaglandin E synthase 2 (gene PTGES2). The transcript has 7 exons. The record is from RefSeq and is a predicted model, not a curated record. Gene Ontology annotation, molecular function: prostaglandin-E synthase activity. Bases 12 to 1067 code for a protein of 351 amino acids. Gene Ontology annotation, cellular component: mitochondrion. Lineage: Eukaryota; Metazoa; Chordata; Aves; Apodiformes; Apodidae.